Molecule: messenger RNA, 9880 nt
Organism: Podarcis muralis (Common wall lizard)
Lineage: Eukaryota; Metazoa; Chordata; Lepidosauria; Squamata; Lacertidae
Gene: SON
Product: SON DNA and RNA binding protein
Biological process (GO): regulation of mRNA splicing, via spliceosome; regulation of cell cycle
Molecular function (GO): RNA binding
Source: RefSeq, a predicted model, not a curated record
CGUCUCGGAGAGCGAGUGAAGGGGGGGAUAAGGGGAAGUGGGGGGGGCUGUGCUGCGCGAGGCUGUCAUGGCGACUAGCAUCGAGCAGAUUUUUCGGUCUUUUGUCGUUAGCAAGUUCCGGGAGAUCCAGGAGCAGCAAUUCGGCAGUGCAAAGUUAGGAAGCCAGCACAAUGGUGAAAUAAACUCAUCUGAGCAAGUGAACUCUUCAGAUGAUACAAUUACGUCUAUUGGGAAUCUUCAGAAUGAUCCAUUAGUGCAGAAGAUAGAACAAGUAUUAUCAGAAGUGUUGGGUGCAGAGUCACAGUACAAACCAGAUGGUGGUGAGGAUACAGUGAGAAAUAAAUCUCACUCUACCAAAAGAGGCUUAUCCGAAGAAGUAGAAGAUGAAAUUCCAAGGAAAAAGUCUAAGAAGGAUAAGAAACACAAAGAUAAGAAAAAGAAGAAGAAAAGGAAGAAGGAGAAAAGGGAGAAAAAGUAUAAAAAGCAACCCAAGGAAUCAAAACUAAAUGAGCAGCAUAAAGAAUGUGGAGAUACGCAGUCCAUUUCUCAUUCAAAAUCAGAAAGCUCAAGCUCCAUACCAAGUGCAGAAGAUGUAGAUCUACAGCCUGUAUCUUCUUCGAAACAGACCUCUGGGUGGCUUCUGAAAAAAACUGUAUGUGAAAACCUUAAUUUAGCCACGUCAAAUUCACAUAAUGCAAAUAAUUCAGUUAACAGCAAACUGGAUACAACUAGAGAUUCUACUUUAGCCAAUAUUCAAGAACUCAGUGAAGUCAAGGUUACAAAUGAGAGAGAAUUGGAAAAUAACACCUACCAACCUACCAACAUAGCUUUGAAUUUGUGCAUAGGGAAUGAAUCUUUAAAUAUUGCUGAUGUUGAAGGUAGAGUGGCUAACAUAAAAGAAUACGAACAGCCUGAAGCUAGUUUGACAUUGGAGGCUAUGGAAGAAACAAGUGCUCCUGAAAGCAGUCCAAAGUCUGUAGCAGUACAACUGGAAUAUUUGGAAACAAGUUCAGCAUCUGACACAAUGGAGGUAAAAGAUUUGGACUCUGUCUCAGAAUCUUUCAAUCCUGAAAUCUUGAAACAAGCAGUAGCAACUUCAUUUGAAACUGCUAGCUGUAAUUUCACCAACCUUCCCCCAGAGGCAGCUGCAGAAGCCAAAGAUUCAGUGACAACUCUGGGAUUUUUGGCUAUGGUGGUAGGAAAAGAUUUUGAAGCCACUUCAGAGUUUUUGAAUACAGCAAAAGUGAAAGCUUCUGAAAUAAGCCCCGAUCAGGAUAUGAAAGAGGAUUUACUACAUGACUCUGAGAGCAUCAUCACAGUGAAAGAUCUGCAACUGAGUCAACAGUUUGAGUCAACAGCAGGAUUGAAAGACUCGGAAGCAGCUUCAGAAUCUCUGCAUACGAUCUCUGAAAAAUAUUUUGAACCAGCUCUAGUAACUAAACUGAAGCAUCAUCGAGAAGAAUUAAAAAUAAUUACUGAGUUAGAUGCCCAGAAAUGCACAGCAGCAACCCCUGAUGUUGAGACAAGGGCAGGGGUGAAAGAAUUAGGAGCAGCUCAAGCUUCGCCAGUCAAGACAACAUUGAAUGAUGCAGAAAAACGUCAAAUACUUUUGCAAACUGUAGCAGAUGCAAAAGAUGCACCAGAAUUGGAGGACAUGAAAAGCACAGAUUCAACUUUAAAAGUGAGGACUGUGGAAGUUGGGGAGAUGGACAUGAGAUGCUUAAAAGCAAAAUCUAAAAGUAUAACGGAAAUGGAAAAGUGGAUUGCUGUGCCAGAACCUCUUAGAAUGAAGGGUGUGAAGAAUCUAGAUAGUUCUCCAGAAUUUGAGGGAGAUAGGCAAGUGAAUUAUUUGGGAACUCCCCUAGAAACGGUGGUAGGGAAGAGAGGAGAGCCAGGAAUUACUGAAGAUACUGAGGCAGUGAUUGAUGUACAAGUUCCUGAAAGCAUUUCACAAUCUGAAACUGUUCUAAAUAUUAACAAUUUAGAAAUGGCUCCAGGGAUAGUAAAAACACAAUAUCUGGAAGCUUCAGAAUAUGUGGAUGUAAGAGAAAGUAAUACUGUGGGGAAUGUAAAGGAUUUUGGAAAAGUUCUAGAAUCGUUAAUGACUUUGAAAAAUUUGGACAGCAUUUCAGAAUCUCAGUACACAAAAGAAAUGAAAAGUGCAAAAGACGUUUUGCAACUUGAUGCAGUAACUCAGAGAAAAGAUUUAGAAACUAGUCUAGAGACAGAAGAAGAACAAGAGGGGAGAGAGAUGGAUGCUACUUCAGAUUCACUGCAUAUGAUAUUUACAAAUUAUUCAGAACAGAGCCUAGAACUUGAUACAGAAUCUGAGAUUAUGAUGAAGUUGAAAAGUUCAGAAAAUGCUCCUGAGUCACUGCACAUGGUAGAUGCAAACAAAUUUAAAGCACUACAAACUGGGGAAAUCCAAGGCAUUAAAACUGUAGAUCCUGAAACAAUAGUUGAGUUGAAUGAUUUACGUAAAAAAUUAAAACCACUGGACAGAGAGGUGAAAAAUAUGGAAGUAACUUCAGUGCCACCUGGAAAGUAUUCUGAGAUUCCUGUAGCAUCUGAAACUGUGGCCAAAAGCAAAAGCACUGAAACUGAAUCUCAUCCUGUGCCCCGAAUACAGGAGAAGCCUUCUGAUGCUAUAGCGCACAUGGAGAAAAAUCAGAAUGGUGCUGAGGCAACUGAUUUGAAAACUUUACCAAGAUAUCAGAAAGUAACUAAAGAAGUAGCUGUAGGAAUAUCUGACAAUAAGCUGCAUGCUGAGAGUGAAGGCUCAUUACUCAUUUCAAAAUCUCUGCAAGAAAUGGAUAUAGUAAGUUCAGAAGGAAUUCCAGAACUGGAGGAUGUAGCAGUGAUACAAGAAUUAAAAGAAACAACUGUGGUGGAUGUGAGCAGUCCUAAGGAACCCUUAGCAUUGAAGAAUUUGCCAUCAAUUCCUGAUUCUCAUGCAGAACAAAAUCUAGAACAACUCCAGUAUGUGAAGACAAAAAUCAGGGGAGUUGGUUUGGAUUCUCUGUAUUCUUUGGAAGUUAAAUAUGCAGGAACAAGUCCAGAGUUUCUGUUUUCAGAUGAAUUAACUAGUCAGGAAGAGAAGCAGAAAUUGGAAGAAAGGACAGAAUCAAGAGGAUUUACAGCUCCAGAAUCUCUCUGUGUAUCAGAGAAAGAGAAGAUUAUAGUUCUAGAAUCUGACGAGAUUAACAAAGUAAUAGAUUUGGAACACAGUCCAGAAUCUAUGAAUGUGACAGAAACAUUUUCAAAGACCACCCUAACACCUUUCUAUUUGAUUCAAGCAAAAGAUUCAAAAACAGCUUCAGAAUCUACAAUCAGAGACCUAGAAGCUGAUUUAGAAUCUACUGUUCAAGCAGGCACAGAAAUUGCAAAUGAUCCUCCAAAACGUGAAUUGUUGCUAGGAUCAGAAAUUUUGGAAAUUGCUUCAGAACCUCCCCACCAUAAUGAAAUGUCACAGUGCACACCAGUAUUGCAAGUGUCAGAUGCAGAACCCAGAAGUGAAGCACUGGCAGGUACAGAUUUGGAAGCAGAUUCAGAAACUAUAUGUGUGAUUGAUACUGAAGAAGUAAAAAAACCAGAAAUGUCUCUAGCAGCUUUGUUUGCCCCAGAUGUGUUAGAUAUAAAAGCAACUCCCAGCUUUCUCCAUGGAACUGACGAUAAAGGAUUAAAAGCGGCUAAAACAAUUGAAAUGGUGGUGGAUAUAGAAAAAUUGAAGGCAUCCUAUGAAUCUGUGCAUGUAUUGAAAGAUACAUUUGAACCCAUUCACAUGACAGGUGUGAAAGAUUUAGAAACCAGUCAGAAGGUGGAAACAAAUCUAGCAUUUUUGGACAAAAACGAGAUGAAUAAUGUGCUCACAUCUACUCCCAAAGUUGAUGUGACUGGUUCAGAAACCUUUGAAAGGUGUAAACCGGUUUUGGGUGCACAUAUUUCAGCAGGCACGUUGACAACUGCAGAUAAAGCAGAACAAAAGGAUUUUGCAGUUCUAAAACCAGACACAAAAUUGGCAGUAAAAUAUUCUGAAUCUAUUUCUAAAUCUGCAACUGUUUCAGAAAGAAAGGAUAGUGACAAAACUCAGUCUGUGUUUAUGUUGGAUGUCAUAGAUUCGGGAGCAAGCUCCAGUACUUUAGAUACAAGAGGGAUGAAAAAUUCAGAAGCAGCUUUGCAGUUUGAAACAACUUCUAAACUCUGUGUGCCACAGGUGAGGGAUUCAGAUGGUGCUGUAGAAUCUCUAUCCAUACCUGAAGAAGAAACCAAAGAUUUAGGAAAAGCUCUAAAUUAUGAAACAGUAUUUGAAAUAAAAAAAUCAGUAGCUACUGCAGCACAGCUAAAUACACCAGAAUUGAAGUCUUCAGAAUCAGUCUCUGUAUUAAAGCUAGUUGACUCUGCAGGAACCCGAGAACUGGAAAUUACUUCAAGAAAUCUAGGUACAACAAAUUCAGAUUCUUCUGGUACAAUUACAGGGACAGAAGUACUGGAAAUAAUAGACUCUCAGAAACACAGCAAAGCAGAAAGUACUUUGGAAGUAAAAUAUUUAGAAUCGGCUUCAGAAACAAAAUAUGUCCCUGAGACACAUCAGUACAAAGCAGCUCCAGAAUCUGAAAGUGUGAUGGAAGAGAAACUUUCAGAAACAACUUCAGCAGUUGUAGGUUUGGUCAAUAAGGAAGAUUUAGAAACUAUUGCAAAAUCUAAACAUGCUCAGGAAAAAACCUACUUAGAAACUCCUCCACAAUCCCUGUGCACUGUGGAGGCAAGUGAUUUGGAAGGAAGUGGCACACGUGAAGAAGUGCUGCAUGUUUCAAAAACUACCCCCCAAUUUUCAAGUAUUGUGGAAGAAAAAAGUUCCGGAGCCACAAUAUCAUCUCUGGCUACAGAAACAGCAGGUGAUUCAGAAAAACAACUAGAAUUACAAAUGCGUUUUGAUGAAACAUGUUCAAGAACAGCUUUAGAACGUACAGAAAACGACUCUAAACCUACUGUAGAAAUAGCAUCUAUUGUGGAUGGCAAGAGUUCUGAGGCAAAUGCAGGGCUUAUGAAUAUAGUAGAGUUGAAGGACACUGAAUCCUUAUUAAAAUCUAAGAUUGCUCCAGAAUCAGUACACUCAAAAGAACCAGGAGAUUUUGAAGCAACCACUAAAUGCGCUUCUAUAGGGAAAGUAAAAGAUCUGCAAGUUGCCCAAACAACAAUGGGAAAAGAGAAGCAAAUGGAUUUUGAAGGAAUUUCAAAAUCUGUGUUAGCUUUGGGGACUCAGGAUUUGGAAAGAAAUUCAACUCCUAUUUUGUUGUCAGAUAAAAAGAUAUCUGAAGCGUCUUUGGAAUCUGCCCAUGCUCUUAGUACAAAAGAUUUGGUACCAGCUCCUAUGACUGCAGAGAACAUAGACAUUACAGAACAAAAUUCCAAAGAGAGGUGCAUGGCAGAGGUGAUAGAUCUGGAGUCAACUACAGAACAACAAGCUAAGAAUUCAGAAAAGAUUCCACAACUCACUGUGGAGGUGAAAUCUUCAGAAGCAACUUCAGAGCCUUUGCACAAGCCAAAGGAAAAAGACUUAGAUGGAGUGAAACAAGUCUCUUUGGAGGAACAAGGUUUAAAGGCAGCUGUAAAAUCUGUAAGUUCAGCAGCAGAAAACCUGAAAUCAAACCAACAAUUGUUGAAAGAUUCAGAAGCAUCUCUUGAACCUUUGCAAAUGGCCAAGGAGAAGGAAUUGGAAAUAACUCUACAGGAUUCUUUGAAGGAUCAGGAUUCAGACACCGCUCCAAAGUCUUCUGAUAUAAUGAAGGAAAAGGAAGAAAAUAUUUUAAAAGACAAGAAAAGUGAAAAAGUAAGCAGCAAAAAUAAAGAUAAAAGUAAGAGUGGGAAAAAAGCAAAAAGGAGUCGAUCAAAAUCUCCUUCUAAGACUAAAAAACGUAAAAAAAAAUCUAGAUCACGUUCCACCUCUAGACAGGUAGCAUCAAGAAGAGCACGUUCUAGAAGUAAGAAUGAUUCUCGUUCGAGAAAAAAGGACUCUACCUCACGUCAUAAAUCUCGAUCAAAAUCCUCUGACAAAAAAGAGAGCAAAGAAUCUUCAGUAAGGUCUAGACGGAGACGUUCGCGGACUUCUGAUCGGCUUAAAUCUCGAUCAAAGUCUGUUGACAAGAGAGAAACUUCUGUAAGGUCAAGGCGAAGACGGUCCAGAUCUUCUGAUCAUCACAAGUCUAGAUCCAGAUCAGUUGACAGAAGAGAAUCGGUCAGAAGAAGGCGAAGAUUGUCACGAUCAUCUGAUAACCACAAGUCUAGAUCCAGAUCAGUUGACAAAAGAGAUUCUUUGAUAAGAUCAAGGCGGAGGCAGUCUAGAUCUUCUGAUCGUCGCAAAUCCAGAUCACGAUCAACUGACAAAAGAGAUACCUCAGUGAGGACAAGGCGGAGGCGGUCUCGGUCCUCAGAUCGUUGCAAAUCCAGAUCCAAAUCUGUUGACAGAAGAGAGUCUUCAGUAAGAACAAGGAGAAGAAAGUCCAUAUCCUCUGAUCGCCAUAAGUCGAGAUCCAGAUCAGCUGAUGACAAAAGAAAAACUUCAGUGAGGUCAAGGCGGAGACGGUCCAGGUCCCCUGAUGUUCGCAAAUCUAGAUCAAGAUCAGCUGACAGAAGGGAAAUUUCAGUGAGGACAAGGCGAAGGCGGUCUCGGUCCUCUGAUCGCAAAUCUAGAUCCAGAUCAAAUGAAAGAAGGGAGAGUUCUGUGAGGGUAAGGCGAAGGCGGUCCCGAUCCUCCGAUAAUCGCAAAAGUAGAUCCAGAUCAGUCGACAAAAGGGACACUUCAUUGAGAGUAAGGCGAAGGCGGUCCAGAUCCUCUGAUCGCAAAUCUAGAUCUAAAUCUGUUGACAAAAGGGAGAGUUCAUUGAGGACAAGGCGAAGAAAGUCUGUGUCUUCUGAUCGCAAAUCUAGAUCUAAAUCUGUUGAUAAAAGAGAGACUUCAUUCAGGGGGAAAAGGAGACGGUCCAGGUCUUCUGAUAAUCGCAAAUCUAGAUCCAGAUCUGUUGAUAAAAGAGAUACUUCCACCAGGGCAAAAAGGAGACGGUCCAGGUCUUCUGAUAAUCGCAAAUCUAGAUCCAAAUCAGCUGAAAACUUAGAAACUUCAUCAAGAUCAAAAAGGAGACGAUCCAAGUCGGCGGAUAAUAAAUGUAGAACAAAAUCUGCUGAAAAAGAAGACCCCUCCCUAAAAUCCAGACACAGAAAAUCUAAGUCUAAAUCAAAGUCCAGAUCCAAAUCACCUGAAAGAAGAAAAGAUAAAGACUCUUCAGAUGUUUCAGGAAGAAAACGCUCCAAAUCUAGAUCAAAGUCCAAAUCGCUUGAAAAAACAGAGGGAACUGAAUCUGUGGAAGCACCUAAUCAUACCAAGUCUCCUGAAUAUCAUAAAUCUAAAUCUAGGUCUAAAUCUUUGGAAAAAACGAGAGAGAGAGACCCGUUGCGAAGAUCAAGGAGUAAGGGCUCCAAGUCCUCUGAACCAUCUCGUAGGCAUAGAACAGCAUCACGAUCUAGAAAAAACCGUUCUCGAUCAGCAACACGGAAGAGGUCCUCAAGAUCAAAAUCUGAUCAUCGCUCUCAAACACGUUCCCGAUCUCGCUCCCCAUCAUGUUCAAGACGAUGGAGGAGGACUAGAUCAAGAUCUGUGUCAAGACAAAGGUCUUUAUCCAGGGAAAGGCGUAGGAGAUCUCGGCGAAACCGGUCAAGGUCUAUUGACCGGAGGAGGAGGAGGUCUGAUUCAAGAGACAGCUACAGAAUACCCCUCAGAUUACGAUCUCGAAGUCGAACACCUGUUCGUCCAAGAUGCUCUAGAUCCACAGGGAGAAGACGGAGCACCAGUAUAUCACCUGAUCAUCGAAGAUCCAGAACUUCAAGCAGGUCACCUAAGCGUCUGACUGACUUGGACAAGGCACAACUACUUGAAAUAGCUAAAGCAAAUGCAGCUGCCAUGUGUGCAAAGGCUGGUGUUCCUUUACCGCCAAGCCUAAUGCCUGUUGUUACUCCAGAAAAGAAAGAAGAAAAGGUUGCACAAAAGUCUGCAAAAGAGACAAUAUUGGAACUCACUGAGAAAUGCAAGAAGAUUGCACAAAGCCAGGAAGAUGAUAUUAUUGUGAACAAGCCUCAUGUGUCUGACGAAGAGGAGGAAGAGCAUCCUUUUAUCAACCAUCCCUUUAAACUCAAUGAGCCCAAACCUAUUUUCUUCAACUUAACUACUCCUACUAUAAAACCGGCAGCUCCGAAAAAUCAGGUUACUUUGACGAAGGAGUUUCCUGUCUCUUCUGGAUCUCAACACCGGAAAAAAGAAUCAGAUAGUGCGUAUGGAGAAUGGGUUCCAGUUGAAAAGAACAAGGAUGAGAACAAGGACGAUGUGUUCCCCAACCCAGCCAAUCUGGAGCCUGUGGACAUCUCAUCAGCACUGACUGAGCGGACCAUAGCCCAAAAGAGGCUUACAGAAAAUACAUUUGACAUGGAGGCAAUGUGUUUGUUAAAUCGUGCACAGGAACGGAUUGAUGCCUGGGCUCAGCUGAAUUCCAUCCCAGGCCAUUUUACAGGAAGCACUGGAGCACAGGUCUUGUCAUCAGAACAGUUAUCCAACAGCGGUCCCCAGGCUUGGAUUAAAAAGGAUCAGUUUCUGAGAGCUGCCCCUGUAACUGGAGGAAUGGGAGCCCAACUCAUGAGGAAAAUGGGAUGGAGAGAAGGAGAAGGCUUGGGUAAAAAUAAAGAAGGAAACAAGGAACCGAUUCUAGUGGAUUUUAAGACUGAUCGGAAAGGCUUGGUUGCGGUGGGAGAAAAGACACAGAAGAGACAUGGACCUUUCAGCGCAGUGAAAGAUCUUUCAGGCAAACAUCCCGUUUCUGCAUUGCUGGAAGUCUGUAACAAACGAAGAUGGUUGCCUCCCAUAUUCGCAUUGGUGAACGAUAAUCGACCUGAACACAAUAAGCAUUUUCUCUUUAAGGUAUUGGUCAAUGGAAUUGAAUACAAGCCUAACAGUGUCAGUCCUAAUAAGAAGCAUGCUAAAGCCAUGGCCGCAACUGUGGCUCUGCAGGCAUUGGGACUCGUACCAAAGGAGCUCUUUGCUAAUGCCACCAGCUUCAGGAGUGCCUCACACAACUAAACAACUGUUUUUAUAUUGACAUCCUAGAUAUUUUUAUUCUACGCAAAGGAUAUUUCUCUUUUGUGGUUUUGUAAAUACAUUAGCAGCUCAUUGUAAAAACUGUACAGACACCUUCAGGCUUUUCUUUUUGUACAUGGAAAAUAUUUAAAUCACAUGGUUUUGGUAUGUAUAUCGAUGUUAGUGAUGCCAUCAUUUCUUAAAUUACUAAAAAUCCGAACACAUGACUAUGGAGUUAUCUGUAAUUUGUUUUAAAGCUCAACCGAUCUUUACCUUCAAUAUAAAAUUUAAAGUUUUACUGUUUUGUACCAUGAUGCAGUUCCCAUAGUUUUUGGUAAACUUUCUGUUAAAGCUGUGUAGUCUUAAGUUUACAAUGACAAUGACUGGUAGCUCAUGCUAGACAAGUGCCAGGCCCUCCUAUUUUAUCUGCAAAGAGAAAAUGGAUAUGGUUGCUGGAUGAUGCUAACUACUGCUAUUCCCCCUAUCCGAAUGCCAUUGAGUCUAGCAAAAUUGUCUAGCUCAGAAAAAAAAUUACACUUGUGAGAAUGAAGCACAUCCAGCAACAGAAAUAAGAACUGCAAUAUAAAUUUAUCUGCCUGCAUGUUUGGUAGAAGAAACAUGAAACUGUAAUCUGAGUCAAACACAAUGCCUGAUGUUGAUUGUAUACAUUUGUGGUAACUGAAUUUUCAGCUAUAACUGGAUGGGGAUGUAGAAUGAUGUUGUUGUACUCGGCUUGGUCAAUAAAGCAGCACAAGUUCCUUA